ACUGCCACACUGGCUGCACCCACGAAAGAAGAGAGAAUGGAGCUGGGCAGGUGGCUCACACCUGUGAUCCUAGCACUUCUGAGGCUGAUGCAGGAGAAUCUCCUGUGCGUUUGAUGCCUGCUCAGGCUACCUGGAAAGGCCUGCCUUCAAACGAAAUGGAGCUCAGAACCACAAGUCCAUCCCAAUGUUGCUAUGAGUUCUACACUGGGAAAUUUGAGGCAGCUAAUUGAGGUCUUAAAUCCUUGGAGUGUAAUUGAAGGAGUGGCGAGAGUGGGCGUGUCAUCGGAGGUGACGUUUCCGGAAGCUCCGACUGUCAUCCUUCAGGAAAGAACUUACUGGUCCAAUGUCUGACCAUGGGGAUGUGAGCCUCCCACCCCAAGACCGGGUGAGGAUUCUGUCCCAACUUGGGAGUGCAGUUGAAUUAAAUGAAGACAUUCCACCCCGUCGCUACUUCCGUUCUGGUGUUGAGAUCAUCCGCAUGGCAUCCAUUUACUCUGAAGAAGGCAACAUUGAACAUGCCUUUAUCCUCUACAACAAGUACAUCACGCUGUUCAUUGAAAAACUUCCAAAACACCGAGACUACAAAUCAGCCAUCAUUCCUGAGAAGAAAGACGCGGUCAAGAAAUUAAAGAACGUUGCUUUCCCUAAAGCAGAAGAACUUAAGACUGAACUCUUGAAAAGAUACACCAAAGAAUAUGAGCAGUAUAAAGAACAAAAGAAAAAGGAAGAGGAGGAACUUGCCCGGACUAUCGCCAUCCAGCAAGAGUUAGAAAAAGAAAGACAGAGAGUUGCCCAGCAGAAACAGAAGCAGCUGGAGCAGGAGCAAUUCCAUGCCUUUGAGGAGAUGAUCCAGAAGCAGGAGCUGGAAAAAGAGCGGCUAAAAAUUGUCCAAGAGUUCAGGAAGGUGGACCCUGGCCCGUGUGGGCCUCUGCUACCUGAUCUGGAAAAGCCUUGUGUAGAUGUGGUCCCCACCUCACCCACGCAGACUUCAGACUGUAACAGAACCGUGAGGCCAGCUAAGCCGCCCGUGGUGGACAGGUCCCUGAAGCCUGGGGCACUAAGCCUCAUAGAAAACGUUCCCACCAUCGAAGGCCUGCGCCACAUUGUGGUGCCCCGCAAUUUGUGCUCGGAAUUUCUCCAGCUUGCCAGUGCCAAUACUGCCAAAGGCAUUGAAACUUGUGGAGUCCUCUGUGGAAAAUUGAUGAGAAAUGAAUUCACAAUUACACAUGUUCUCAUCCCCAGACAAAAUGGUGGGCCUGAUUAUUGUCACACAGAGAAUGAAGAAGAAAUUUUCUUUAUGCAGGAUGAUCUUGGACUCCUCACUCUUGGCUGGAUCCAUACUCACCCAACCCAAACGGCCUUUCUGUCCAGUGUGGAUCUGCACACUCACUGCUCCUAUCAAAUGAUGUUACCAGAAUCCAUAGCAAUUGUCUGCUCCCCCAAGUUCCAAGAAACUGGAUUCUUUAAGUUAACUGAUUAUGGCCUUCAAGAGAUUUCAACCUGCCGGCAGAAAGGCUUUCACCCUCACGGCAGAGACCCCCCUCUGUUCUGCGACUGCAGUCAUGUCACGGUCAAGGACAGGAUUGUGACCAUCACAGACCUUCGAUAAAUCUCAGUCGUCACCCAGGGAGUUGGCUCAUUGGACAAAUCUGAAAAAUGAGCAAAUCACACCAAGCAACUAACUCAAAAAUUAGGAUGGAAGAGAAAGCAUCUCUUUAGACCCAACCACUAGCCUUUCGUCCCUCUUGUGAUUUAUCUACCAACUUGUUCAUCUCUACCUUUGGACUAAAUAAGGGCGUCUAUGCAAAACCGUGAAAGCCAUUUUGAAGGAUAUAGCUUUUUCUUCUUUGUGGCAUUACUAAGGGAGCGUAUCACUCUGGAGGGAAGUGCAUGAGGAGCCCACAGCCCCCUAUAAGUUGAUUUUGUUUUAAAAAACAGAAGUAUAUUAUUUAAAAGGUUAGGAUGUUAUUUUCUUCUGUAAUAAAACAGCUCACUGGUGUUGUGCUCUA
Messenger RNA from Peromyscus eremicus (cactus mouse), 2009 nucleotides. It is a transcript of the gene Stambp, whose product is annotated as STAM binding protein. The record is from RefSeq and is a predicted model, not a curated record. Gene Ontology annotation, biological process: protein K63-linked deubiquitination. The transcript is spliced from 13 exons. Gene Ontology annotation, molecular function: metal-dependent deubiquitinase activity; K63-linked deubiquitinase activity; protein binding. The coding region runs from base 344 to 1609 and encodes 421 amino acids. Gene Ontology annotation, cellular component: cleavage furrow; endosome. Lineage: Eukaryota; Metazoa; Chordata; Mammalia; Rodentia; Cricetidae.